GCCAAUCCCCAGCCAGGACUGAGUGGAAUGUUUUCCUGAACUCUCUAUGAAUUUCCUUCCACGACAAACGCUCUCUCCUGCAUUUUUAGAGCACAACUCUCAGUCUUUACCCUCGUCGGGAAUACUUUUAUGGAAUUCUGUGGAAAAAAUGCUGUUUUAAUUGAGCACCAGGAGUCGCCAUCAGGCCCCGGUCCAAUUCCUGGAAUUGCAAACCACGUUCUCCAGAACAGAUGUUCAGCAACGGUCGACUGCAUUCGCCUCUGCUGAGACAUUUCCAAAAGUGGGGUUUGCAGAAAUGCCAUAGAAGAAGCAUUUUGGUUCCCCAAAGAACAGUUUUUCCACUAUAAAAAGCCUUUUCUGGAAUUGAAAGGUUCCUUGGAUGUUAAAGGUUCUUCAAGGAACCAAAGAUACCAAUAAAGUGUGUGGUUGAGAAACGCAUGUCUGGAUUGACGGGAGAUAUGACCACUGAAAGUACAGACAGGACCCUGACAGUUUUGCCCAGUGUUCCUUUCAGGAAGCCAUCUUCUGUUAAUCAAUCAUCUAUGGGCUGUAGGACCCCGAAUCUGCCCCAUGUUUGCUUGGACUUUGAGCUCAGUCUGGCUGUAGUGUUGAUGGUCUUGGCUGGGAUUUUGAUCUUGGCAUUGCUGUACUGGGUGUUCCUGCUGCGCCACAAGCUCCGCGUUGCUCAGGCCGGGAACACUCUGGAAUACUUUGGUUUCUUCCACAUGGCUCAGUAUGAUCUAAAAGAGCCCAACCUGCCCGUAGUGACCCCUUCUCUUCCCUCCCCACCUCCACCUGUUCCUGGACCUCCUCUUCAUGUCACUCCACCUCCACCGUCCAUGUUGUAUAUGUCCGCCCCCAUCAUCCACACCACCCCACCCAGCCCUCACCCGUCAUGUGGAGCCAGCUCGGACGCAGAGGUGUAUUCGCGGAUCGGAGUCCUGCGACCCUCGAGACCCUCCAGUGUGAGUCAGACCCAGGUGAUCCUGUUUGAACACUCUGCUCUUUGACGGACUGAUGCUUUCAAGUACAAGCACAGCUGUCUUCAUUUCAGCUGUGUAAAGUCGUGUGGAUAUUUUGGGCUGUUUUGUCAUUUUUAAAGUGUCUAGGGUAGAACAGACAAUCACCCUCUUUUUAAGUGAUAUAUAUAUUUAGAUGUGAUGUG
Molecule: messenger RNA, 1165 nt
Organism: Cyprinus carpio (common carp)
Lineage: Eukaryota; Metazoa; Chordata; Actinopteri; Cypriniformes; Cyprinidae
Source: RefSeq, a predicted model, not a curated record